Prunus mume (Japanese apricot) is the source of this 2598-nucleotide messenger RNA. The record is from RefSeq and is a predicted model, not a curated record. Lineage: Eukaryota; Viridiplantae; Streptophyta; Magnoliopsida; Rosales; Rosaceae.
GAUGCAGAUUUGAUAAUGUUGGCUUUGGCAACACAUGAAGUUCAUUUUUCCAUAUUGAGAGAGGAUGUUCUAAACCAGGAGCAGCAACAUGCAAACUGUCAAUCUGUUCGAGAAAUGACUCCGUCUUCUGUAAAGUCAGGCAACAGAAAAGCAUCCAUUGUAAAAAAGCCCUACCAGCUUCUGCAUGUUUGGAUUUUGAGGGAAUAUUUGGAGCUUGAUAUGCAAAUCAAUGAUCCUCCUGAGAAUUUCAAGUUUGAUCUUGAGUGUAUAAUUGAUGAUUUUAUAUUUAUGUGCUUUUUUGCUGGAAAUGAUUUUCUGCCCCACAUGCCAACUUUGGAAAUUCAUGAGAAUGCAAUUGACUUGCUGAUGACUAUCUAUAAGAAGGAAUUCAAAAAUCUCGGGGGUUAUAUGGUUGAUAUGCUCCGGGUCAAUGACAAGAAAUCAGGAUUCAUCAAACUAUCCAGGGUUGAGAAAUUUAUUCUUCUUGUUGGUGCUUAUGAAGAUAAAAUUUUCAAGAAAAGAUCAGAACUACGUGAGCGUAAACUCAGACGUCUUUGCCUUAAUAAAGAUUCUCUAGAGGAAGAAAUUGAUGCUGGAAGUUCAGCUACUGAUUCAAGCAGUACUUGUGCAUUGCCUAAUGGAGAAGAAUCCGAAGCUCCGUCAUUUGGGAUGUUUGAAAAUAUGCAUUCUCAAAUAAUAGAAAAUACAAAGGAGUUUAAGCAGAAAUUGAAAGAUAGCAUCAGAAGGAAAUCUGAUCUGUUUAAGAAUGGUGAUUUAGGGACAGACAAAGUACGAUAUGCUGCUGCAGGCUACAAGGCAAGAUAUUACAAAUACAAAUUUUCUGCAGAAGGGCCAGGGGAUAUUGAAAGCAAAAGAAAGGAAGUAGUUAAAUACUACACUGAAGGACUGCUCUGGGUUCUCUUCUACUAUUUUUCGGGUCCCCCAUCAUGGACAUGGUUUUAUCCUUUCCACUAUGCGCCAUUUGCUUCCGACCUAAAGGGCCUUGGUCAGGUGAAACCUAAGUUUGAAAAAGGUUCCCCAUUCUUACCUAUCGAUACUCUCAUGGCUGUGUUACCACCCAGAAGUGCUCAUGCACUUCCGAAAGUUUAUCAGACACUUAUGACAGAUGAGAGUUCUACCAUUAUUGACUUUUACCCUUCUGAUUUUGAAAUUGAUAUGGAUGGAAAACGCUUUACAUGGCAGGGCAUUUGCAAACUUCCUUUUAUAGAAGAAGAACGGCUUCUAUCUGAAACGAGAAAGUUAGAGAAGGAGUUGGUGGGGGAAGACAGAGACAGGAAUAAAGAGAAAGUUGAUCACUUAUUUGUGCUAAGCACACACAAUAUGGCAUCACAGAUUGUCGCACUGUUUACAAAGGAAAACUGCCCCAUCAAGAUUGACAACAGUUUGUGUGGUUUUUUACGUCUUCAUGAGAAUGCUUCCAGUGUUAAAGGAGGAGAUCAUAAACUUCAAGAAGACUCUGUCUUAUGCGUGGGAUAUGAGCUUCCAAACGAUGGUCCACAUGUGCCUCGUUUACUUGCUGGUGUAGAGUUUCCUGUCAAGACAAUCACUGAAGACGAUCUUAUGGAGACAAAACUAUGGCACGAAUAUCAGGGAAGCACACCCAGCUCUAGCAGUCAGCUUGUUCAGGAAAGGUUUAGAAAACCAGAUAAUAUGGGAAAUCAAGGCUUCCGGAACAAUGCUAGAUUCACUUCUAGCUCUCCGAAUAUGAUACACAAAUUUUCUGGCACUGGAUGGGGUUAUGGUAGAGGGAAAGCAAUUGCAAGUCCUGAUUUUGGAGACCGAUUUCAUGCUCCAGGAAGAAUACAUUGUGAAAGAGUAAUGUCAUCUGGCUCAUAUUCAGCGAACGGUGCAGUAGCAUACAAAAAAGCCGCUCUUCAUGAGACACCUGUUUGUAAUGAAAAGUGGAGAGUUGCUGGUUCUGGUUCAGGAGAUCAAAUACGAACCCUUAGAGAUUUGCAAAUAUCGAAGUCGUCAUCAAGCCAGGGCUGGAGGCCUAAUGGAAGAGUUCAGUCAGCAAACAAUGUUUUCUGGCCGUCUAGAAAUGGCUUCACACCUGACACAAACCAUGCUUGGCAACAUGGUCAGUGCCGCGGUAGAGGCCAUCAGGACUCCUCGAAGCAUUAUUCACCUUUUGCUGCUAACCGUUCAUCCCAAGCCAGAGGGAAUGCGCACUUUGUUCCACGUAGUUGGGAUACUGAAGGUAAGCCCCGCUGGUAGCUAGUUAACACAUAGCCCUCUUUGCUUGGCUGCCAAAAGAGCAAGAAAAGCACUGUUUUGUACACAUUCCAUCUAUUUUGUAUUUUACGGCUGAAGGAUGAAGAAUUUUCGAUCUGCUAGCUAUUUCCUAUGCUUCACAAUCUCUGCAAUUCCAUAUUUUUGGUAAUUAAGUCGGAGUAUAUUUGGGCGUUCAUUUUAUAUCCUUGGAGAUAUGAUUUUAUAAAUCAAUCAGAAGGUAGGCUACUUCGGUAGAUCGAUGACCACUAUGCUUCGUUUAGUGUAGAGUACUCAUCUAAUCCUCUAGGACAUAGUUUGGUUUUUUUGUAGCUGUUACUCCUUCUCCUCAUUAAUAAAACACUA